AUGGCAAGCAGGCGGCGCCUCAGUCUCCUCCUCCGCCGCCGGCGCGGCCAUCUCUCAACCUGUAACCCGCCGAGAUCCCACCUUUCCACCAACGCCGGCCGGGGACCGGCCGAGCCCGCUGACCCGGCCCGCGCGGCGUCGAUCCUGGCCGAGAAGGACUGGUUCCGGCGGCUCAACACGGAGUUCGCCGCCGCCUUGCCGCGCCUAGGCCCGCGCUUCGUGGUCCGCGUGCUGCACGCCGCCGUGCCCCUCGAGCCCCUCCUCUGCGUCCGCCUCUACGUCUGGGCGGCGCGGUUCGGGACGCACUUCGCGCGGGACGCCUCGGUGCGGCGCGCCCUGGAGGACGCCCUGUGGCGGCGCGGCCCGGUGGUGCUGUCCGCGGCGCUGGUGGCGGAGGUCAGGGGAUGCGGCUGCGAGGUCUCCGAGGAGCUGCUCUGCACCCUGAUUGCCAGCUGGGGCAGGCUGGGCCUGGCGCAGUACGCGCACGAGGUGUUCGUGCAAAUGCCGCGCCUCGGGCUGAGGCCCAGCACCGCGGUGUACAACGCGCUCAUCGCGGCGUCUGUGAGGGCCGGCGCCGUCGACGCCGCGUACCUCAGGUUCCAGCAGAUGCCUGCGGAUGGGUGCCAGCCUGACUGCUUCACAUACAACACUCUCGUCCAUGGGGUCUGUCGGCGUGGGAUCAUCGACGAGGCGCUCCGGCUGGUGAGGCAGAUGGAGGGAGCGGGGAUCAGACCGAAUGUGUUCACGUACACGAUGCUGGUCGACGGGUUCUGCAAUGCCGGCAGAGCAGAGGAUGCGGUUCAGUUGUUUAGCAUGAUGAAUGAGAAGGGCGUGUCGCCGAAUGAGGCCUCAUACAGGGCGUUGGUCCAUGGUGUGUUCCGGUGUUUGGGGAGAUACAAGGCGUAUCAGAUGCUGAGUAAGUGGCUAGGCCGCGAGCCACCUCCACACCCAAGUGCAUGGCAUACUAUGCUCUACUGCUUAUCGAAGAACGAGAUGGCCAAAGAGGUAGUUGAGGUCGUGAAGAAGAUGAACAACAGGGGUUAUUUCCUCGACAAUGUGACGUUUGGCAUUGUGGUCUCUUGUGCCAUGAAGUGCCUGGAGUUGAGUAGUCUGUGCGAGCUUCUUGAUGAUUUCGUAAAGAAAGGUGGGAAUCCUGCAUUUGAUGUCUACGUCAUGGUUAUCAAAUCCUUACUAGUAGACUGCAAAAGUUCUUCAAAGGCUAAUCAGUAUUUAGAGCGCAUGGUUUCGGAUGGGCUCUUGUCCAGUGUGUCAUCCUAUAACAUGGUCAUAGAUUGCUUUGUCAAGGCAGGUGCAGUGGAUAGGGCAGUGGAGAUCACAGAACAGAUGCGAUAUAAAGGUUCCCUUCCUAACCUUGUGACCUUUAAUACACUGCUGGGUGGUUAUUCAAAGUUAGGGGAUGUACAUAAUGCAAAGGCUGUUCUUGAGAUGCUUAUGGAGCAUGGGUUCAUGCCAGAUAUCAUUACCUUUACCUCCCUCAUUGACGGGCUAUGUCAUACCCAUCAACUGGAUGAUGCGUUUGAUUGCUUCAAGGAGAUGACAGAGUGGGGCGUUAGACCAAAUGCUCAUACUUAUAAUGUACUGAUGCGUGGGCUUUGUUCAGCAGGGCAUGUUAACAAGGCUAUUGAUCUUCUUAGUAAAAUGAAAAUAGAUGGUAUUACUCCUGAUGCAUACUCCUUCAAUGCCCCCAUUUUGAGUUUCUGCAAAAUGCAGAAAGUAGAUAAAGCUCGGAUUGUUUUUAAUGCCAUGCUGAGAUUAGGUGUUGUUCCUGACAGUAUUACAUGCAAUACCCUGAUUAAAGCUUUUUGCGAUGAAAGAAGAGUUGACGAGGCCAAAGAAAUUCUACUUGCAACUGAGUCUAGUGGCUCUAGUGUGACCGAUCAUCACUCAUACUGGCCAAUUGUUUCCGCACUUACUAAAAGGGGUCAAUUCUGUGAGGCAGGACAGUUGAUGAACAAAUAUCACACCAGAAAUGUUCAAUUGGGUUGUGGUUCUAAUCGUACCACAGAGCCUGAUAUUGAUGUCCGAGUUGUCAAUGUGUGAAUGCGAGUUGGUAUCUAGAUGCUAUUUGAUACAUGAAUGAUGCCCUCUGUUGCAGUGAAGGGUGCAAAGCAGUAUCAUCUUUACUAAGGAAGGAUAUGGUGGCUGGGUGCUUUUAAAUCUGAAAGUCUUUGCAGAAGAAGUCGAUGAAGAAGUGAAAGUACUCAUCACUACUACGUCAUCAGAAGUUUAACCAGAUGGAAGGCACUGGGCGGCCAGGAGCGGGGUGCAGGGCGGCGACAAGCUAUGCAGACGAUCAUAUGCUGGGCGGCGACGAGCGACGCGCCGGCCCGACCGUGGCAACCAGCGUGGUGGGGUACCCCUGGUGGCCCAAGUGGGCACUGUCCUUGAGUCCGCCCCGCUUAUGUGGCCUGGCCUCUACGCCGUUUGGGCCGUUUUAGCGGCGGACGAAGCGGAUGUCCGCCUCUGCCUGCAUCGCGAGUCCUCAGUAAACAUGUAACACCAGGGGCAACAUUUCUGUAAUUAUGCGUAUUGUUUGUUAGAGGCUUAAAGUUGCUCAGGUGCAAAUUUGGCCAUGGAGAGUUGGAGACAGCCAUGCUUUGUUUACAGAAAUUAGGACAACAAAAGUUCUUUGGUUUUGUCAGCUACCUAUGCCCUUGCAUAUUUCGUAGCGACUUUGUAGUGGUAACAAUUAACAUAACACCCAGUCACCCAGUACGGCAAUGCUCAACUUUAGUUGCACUAGCUUCUCUCAACUUCUAAUCGAAGAUGUAUUCAGAAUUGUUCA
Molecule: messenger RNA, 2806 nt
Organism: Lolium rigidum
Lineage: Eukaryota; Viridiplantae; Streptophyta; Magnoliopsida; Poales; Poaceae
Product: putative pentatricopeptide repeat-containing protein At3g16890, mitochondrial
Exons: 3
Coding region: 1-2061 (686 amino acids)
Molecular function (GO): protein binding
Source: RefSeq, a predicted model, not a curated record